AUGAACUGGCAUAUGAUCAUUUCUGCGCUGAUCGUGGUGGUCCUGAAAGUCAUUGGAAUGACCUUUUUCCUACUGCAUUGUGAAGAAAUCUUCUCUUAUUCAUCAAUAGGUUUCACCCCAAACACCUAUUUCUCUUCUUUGAUGUCUCCAGAAUGCCCCAGAGGGUGGAAUCUGAAUUCAGGGAGAUGUUUCUUCUUGUCAACCACUGAAUUGCCUUGGGAGAACAGCAGGAAGAGUUGUGAAGAUGAGGGGUCCUCCCUGGCCAUAGUCAACACCCAAGAGAAGCUGACGUUUCUCAAAGACAAAAUUAGUGCCGAAAAGUACUUCAUAGGCUUAGUGUACCAGCCUUCGGAGAAAAGGUGGCGAUGGAUCAACAACUCUGCAUUCACUGGCAAUGUCACCAGCUACAGUCAGGAUUUCCACUGUGUGACCAUAGGCCCAACAACGACAUUUGAUUCUGCACUGUGUGACAUCAGCUACCGCUGGAUCUGUGAGAAGAAAGCCAAAUAA
Molecule: messenger RNA, 510 nt
Organism: Chrysochloris asiatica (Cape golden mole)
Lineage: Eukaryota; Metazoa; Chordata; Mammalia; Afrosoricida; Chrysochloridae
Gene: CLEC5A
Product: C-type lectin domain family 5, member A
Exons: 5
Coding region: 1-510 (169 amino acids)
Biological process (GO): innate immune response
Molecular function (GO): virus receptor activity
Source: RefSeq, a predicted model, not a curated record